CGGCGGGGAAGCGGCCUGGGUUGGCCCUCAGAUCGCGGGGUCCUGGGGGCAUCUCGCCGGCCACCCCCCUGGCCCGCCUGCCAGGCUUCCCCCGGGCCAGAGCAAUGGCCGCCGAGAACAGCAAGCAGUUUUGGAAGAGGAGCGCCAAGCUGCCGGGGAGUAUCCAGCCGGUGUAUGGAGCACAACACCCUCCUUUGGACCCUCGACUCACCAAAAACUUCAUUAAAGAACGGUCAAAAGUCAACGCAGUUCCUCUGAAGAAUAAGAAGGCCUCAAGUUUUCAUGAGUUUGCUCGGAAUACCAGUGAUGCUUGGGACAUUGGCGAUGAUGAGGAAGAGGACUUUUCAUCACCUUCUUUCCAAACUCUGAACUCAAAAGUUGCUUUAGCAACUGCAGCCCAAGUUCUAGAAAACCACAGCAAGUUGAGGGUAAAGCCAGAACGGUCCCAGUCAACAACAUCUGACGUUCCUGCCAGCUAUAAGGUCAUAAAGUCCAGCAGUGACGCCCAGCUAUCCAGAAACUCCAGUGACACAUGCCUGAGGAACCCACUCCAUAAACAGCAGUCACUCCCUCUCCGACCCAUCAUCCCCCUCGUUGCCCGGAUCUCAGACCAGAAUGCUUCUGGGGCACCCCCAAUGACAGUCCGGGAGAAAACGCGUCUAGAAAAAUUCCGUCAGCUUCUCUCCAGCCACAACACUGACUUAGAUGAACUGAGGAAGUGUAGCUGGCCAGGGGUUCCCAGGGAGGUUCGACCCGUAACCUGGAGACUCCUGUCGGGCUACCUCCCCGCCAACACUGAGAGAAGGAAGCUGACUCUGCAGCGGAAGCGGGAGGAGUAUUUUGGCUUCAUUGAGCAGUAUUACGACUCUCGAAAUGAGGAGCAUCACCAGGAUACCUACAGACAGAUUCACAUUGACAUUCCAAGGACGAAUCCUCUCAUUCCAUUGUUCCAGCAACCACUUGUACAGGAGAUCUUUGAAAGAAUUCUAUUUAUUUGGGCCAUCCGACACCCUGCCAGUGGGUAUGUCCAGGGAAUUAAUGACCUGGUCACUCCGUUCUUUGUCGUCUUCCUCUCAGAAUAUGUGGAAGAGGAUGUGGAGAACUUUGACGUGACCAAUUUGUCUCAGGACAUGCUGCGAAGCAUUGAAGCUGACAGCUUUUGGUGCAUGAGCAAGCUGCUGGAUGGGAUCCAGGAUAACUAUACCUUUGCACAACCAGGGAUCCAGAAGAAAGUCAAGGCACUGGAAGAGCUCGUCAGCCGGAUUGAUGAGCAGGUGCAUAAUCACUUCAGGAGGUACGAGGUUGAAUACCUACAGUUUGCCUUUCGGUGGAUGAAUAAUCUGCUCAUGCGGGAGCUUCCUCUUCGCUGCACCAUCCGCUUGUGGGACACGUACCAGUCUGAACCAGAAGGGUUCUCCCACUUUCAUCUCUAUGUGUGUGCGGCCUUCUUGAUCAAGUGGAGGAAGGAGAUCUUGGACGAGGAGGACUUUCAGGGUCUCCUCAUGCUGCUACAGAACCUACCUACGAUACACUGGGGCAACGAAGAGAUCGGGCUGCUUCUGGCCGAGGCGUAUAGACUCAAGUACAUGUUUGCUGACGCCCCCAAUCACUACCGCCGAUAGGUGCUGUCUCCCCCUGGGGACCCAGACUGCCCCCAUCUCUGAUGGCAAUCUGAUCACUGUGGCCACCGUGCGAGCCGUGGACCCCAGCCAGGAACCACUCCUGCUGUAAAAAGCUCACCCCACCACCCAGGUCUUAACUUCUUGGCGUCCACCACUCCGUGUCUCUGGAUGUCUCUUGGACCACUCUCAGUAUUCCAUGCCAUGUGGAUGGGCCCAGCUCUGGGAGAGGACAGAAAAGGAGGUACAGGGUUGUCUGCCCCUUUUAAAAAAACUGGACAAAAGAAGGGGAGGCUCAGGGUCUCACUCACAUUGUCCCUGCGUGGACCGACUUGGACUGGCUGGCUUUUGCCUCCAGGUCCCAAGUGAUACCAUCACUUUUUUUUUUCUCUCUCUCUCUUUAAACAGGAAGAAAACCCCACAGAAUCUAUUACAUGCCUAAGGCAUGGAAGUAUUAGGCUUUGAUACAGUUGCUUUUUGUGACUUAGUUUGAUUUGAUCACAGGUCAAAUAUGCCUUAUGUUUUCAGAAGACUCCAGGCCCCGCCCCCCUCCCUGGUUUCCUAAUCCUUCUCCUGCCCUAGUCUGAGCCAGUGAAGGGCAGCUACUUGAGACAGUUCUCAGAUGGAGGAGGCACUGAUGCUUUUAACUCUGGGAAGAGGCCUACACCCAAGGGCUAGGAAUUUUCUUUUACUUUUUCUCACCAGAUCCCUGUGUCUGUGCGUGUGAGUGUGUGUGUGCACACCUGUCAGCAUUUCAUUACAUGUCUGAAUUGCUGUGUCCAGACUAGCCCCAUCAGAACCAGUUGGGAAGGGCCCCCGUGACCAAGUGUACAAGCAUCCUUGAGAAUGACCAGGCGGGAAGGGAGAAGGGGCUUUUUACCUCUCCAAACCUUUGUUUCCAUGACGACCCACUCCAAGAUAUUAUGUGUAAAUUGUGUUAUUAUGUAUAUGGGUGAAGAUGUACAAAUAUAUGUCCUCUUUGUAGCAGAUAUGAUUUUAUAUUUAUAAUGUGCAUCAACACGUGAAAGCAAUCUAGGUCACUAGCACAGAUGAGCUUGCCAGGCUGGUGGCUUCAGCGCCUCCAGGUUGGUUUCGGGGCGCCCUCUCUGAAGGCAGUGGAGCAGGGUCUGCUAGGGAGGCCCAGCCCGCGUCAGUGUCUCAGUGUCUUUGCUCCCCUUUCUUCCCAUCCUGGGCCUUUCUGGAACAUCUGCCCUGCCCCUCCCCUCUUCCGUGGCAGAGCUUCCCACCCCGCCCCCACCCUCACCCCUGGCAGCCUCCUCCAGAAGGGACUGUGAAGGCAGAAGCCCUUUCUCCGUGUUUUUGACCCUUGCCUUUCCCUGGACUCUGGGGAGGGCUUUUGUUUUCCCAUGUUUAAGUCAGCGUUGGAUUAAGGACAGAAGCUGUGACCAACUGGUCAGUGCCAAGGGAAGGAGUGUCCUGAGCAUCCCUGGGAUUGGGGCUCUUCUCAGAGAGCAACAUUAGGUGUCCCCUACUGUCACCAUCACACCACACAGCUCAUGAGAUGUGCGACCCAUUUUUGACUUUUGGUGUUUGGCAGUGGAGAAGUGGAGCAGGGCGGCAAGCUGUCAUCCCCUUGGGAAGCCAAGCAGUGUCCUCACGGGGGCCACCCCAGGUCUCUGCCAGCAAAGCCCUCCACACACCACCCACCCACACGUGUGCGAGGUUCUCGUGAGCUGUUUCUCAGGCGUUCUUCCUCCUCCUCUCCCCCUUUGGUGUGCCUCAGUAGCCUCCUUCACAGAGCAGGGGGGCCUCUGCCUCCCUCAACCAGACUAAUUACAGAAAGACACUUGUGUUCCCAAGUGGUGGUUUUAUUUUUUUAGUUUUUAUGUUUGUAUGGGAAAUUGUGGAUAAAGUGAACAAAUUGUAAAUAAAUAGUGUAUUUCCUCCUCCA
Ictidomys tridecemlineatus (thirteen-lined ground squirrel) is the source of this 3531-nucleotide messenger RNA. RefSeq names its product TBC1 domain family member 22B (gene Tbc1d22b). Gene Ontology annotation, biological process: activation of GTPase activity. Lineage: Eukaryota; Metazoa; Chordata; Mammalia; Rodentia; Sciuridae. Gene Ontology annotation, molecular function: GTPase activator activity. The record is from RefSeq and is a predicted model, not a curated record.